This is a messenger RNA of Aspergillus alliaceus, 1683 nucleotides long. RefSeq names its product NAD(P)/FAD-dependent oxidoreductase. Lineage: Eukaryota; Fungi; Ascomycota; Eurotiomycetes; Eurotiales; Aspergillaceae. Bases 188 to 1582 code for a protein of 464 amino acids. The transcript has 3 exons. Gene Ontology annotation, cellular component: cytoplasm. The record is from RefSeq and is a predicted model, not a curated record. Gene Ontology annotation, molecular function: oxidoreductase activity.
UCUGACUCCCGUUGUCACCGGCUAAGUAUUGAUGGUUAUCAGAGAAUUCAACGGACGUACACUUUGGAGGUUUUAUAUAUCCACUGCCUAGGUGCCCUAUGCGAAUGGGGCAGGGCUAACCUUGGCUAAGGAAAUUGCAAGCAUUUUAUAUUUUCUUAGCAUUGUCCUUUUUCACUAAGUCGCAGGCAUGUCUGAGCCAUCUCACAAUGGCUCUAGCAGAAGUCUUCCCAACAAGACCCCCUGUUUGAGUUUCUGGCAGCGCAAUACCCGCGCCUUUCCUCUGUUACACGCAAACCGCAAUACACCUGUUCCAACAAGGUCGAAAUAUGUCGUCAUUGGCUCCGGCAUAUCAGGCGGACUUACAGCAUUCGAGCUUAUUGAAGCUGGCGCCAAAGGAGAGGAUAUCAUUAUUCUCGAAGCACGGGAGGCAGCGAGUGGUGCAAGUUCUCGAAACGCUGGGCACGUGCGACCAGAUGCAUUCCGGGGAUUUAGCGCCUAUGCAAAGGUCCACGGAGAAGAGCAAGCCCUGGAAAUAAUAGCCAACGAGCGCGUCGUUCUUCAAAAGGUAGACCAGUUCGCCAAGAAGCACGGAGUCCAGUGCGACUUUAACCUAACUACAACGUUCGAUGUAUGCAUGACUCCUGAGUUCGCAUCGUACGAAGCUGAAAGCCUAGAAGCAUACAAAAAGGCAGGAGGCGAUGUCUCACACAUUAAGGUCUACGAAGGGCAAGAGGCACAGAAGAAGACAAAUGUGAAGGGAGCCAUCACAGCAUAUGAAUGGCCGGCUGGAUCAAGUCACCCGGCGAAGCUGGCACAUUUUCUUCUCCAAUCCGUCGUAUUACGCGGCGGAAGACUGUUCACGUUUUGUCCUGCUACAGAAAUAAACUGCAACGAGUCUGAAUCGGAAUUUUGGGAUGUGCAUACACCACGAGGAGUCGUGACGGCAGCCAAGGUAGUCCAUUGUACAAAUGCUCAUGCUGCGCUAUUGUUACCGCAUUUGGAGCCUUACAUCCAGCCGAACCGCGCGCAGGCUCACAGUUUGAUUCCUACACCUUCAUUUUCAGGGGUGAAUAUCCUUCAGAAAACCUUCUCAUUGCGCUACAGUCUCCACCACUUCUACUCCUUGAUUCAACGGCAGAGCGAUGGAACAUUAGUGCUCGGAGUGUCACGAUCUAACCCGACCCUUAGUGAUGCAACACGGACCGGAAUUUACAGCACAGAUGAUACAAGCUACAACGAUGAAAUAGUCCAGGAUGCUUUGCGAAGCUUUAACAAGAUCUUUCCUGAAUUUGAUAGCGAGCAUGCCAUGCAUGGCGAGGGUCUGGAUCACGCUUGGACUGGGAUCAUUGCCAUGACGACUGAUUCUGUGCCAUUCGUGGGAGCAAUUGAAUCGUUACCGGGCCAGUAUAUAUGUGCUGGAUUUAAUGGACAUGGAAUGGCACGUAUAUUUACGUGUGCGCCAGGCGUUGCGAAGUUAAUACUUGGUAGCAGUUGGAGCAGUACUGGCCUGCCUGAAUGUUUCAAAUUCAGUGAGGAGAGACUUUCCAGGUUCUCAGCGAAGGCUGUACCAUCUGUGUGGUGAGGUUAUGAACCAUUGCGUAUCUUUCUACCCUUAAAAGGGAAUAUGCCAUGUUCUGAAGGCAAACUCCAUCAUAUACCAGAACUCUCAACAGCACGUCAUGC